UUCCAUUUUCUAACCAAACAAGCCGUAAGGUUCACUGCUUAUUUUCACAGAAGGACAGUGUUGCCCCGAGCGCAUAAAAGGAGUAACUUGAAUCAAUGUGACAGGGGAGGCAAGCGAAGGAACCCAGGAGCAUGGCAAAUCCGUGAUUUGAACAAGUUCAAGCCCUAAUUCCAGACGCAUCCUUUUCCGUACAUCAAAAGAUCCCCUGCCUGCGCCUCUUGGCGGGGGAGCAUCACUCAGACGAUCGCAGUGAGAGCAAAUUCGGGCAUUGCAUUGCAGAGGGGCAUCGGAGAAUGGGAAAUCGACGGUUUACUCAGGUCGCCACCAGUGACGAAGAGGAAGAUACCCCGCCUCGUCCACAGCAGCAACGACAGCAACGGCAACAAUCUUCCGCUUCCGAGGAGAACCGGUCGAAGCAGCGUAAGAGGAAGAGGAUGAAGCUUCAAGAGGAAGAAGACGAGGAGGAGGAGGACGACGACAAGAAAAAGAAGAGAAAGCAAAAGGACAAGCAAGAAGGCUCGGUGAGUGUUGGCGAUGAGGAGGAACAGCCACAGGAGGAUGCCAAGCCAAUUGGCGAUCCUGUUAGGGUUUCAGGAAAAGGAAGAGGCAGGAGGAAGCAUUACGAUUCCUUCGAGUUCGACGGGAACCAAUAUACACUUGAGGAUCCUGUACUCCUUGUUCCCGAGGAUACAAACCAAAAGCCAUAUGUAGCAAUUAUUAAGGACAUUACGCAGUCCUUCAAUGGCAGUAUGAUGGUGACAGGUCAGUGGUUUUAUCGUCCUGAAGAAGCCGAAAGAAAAGGUGGUGGAAGCUGGCAAUCACGCGAUACAAGGGAGUUGUUUUACAGUUUCCACCGUGAUGAGGUUCCUGCAGAAUCUGUUAUGCACAAAUGUGUGGUUCAUUUUAUUCCCUUACACAAACAGCUCCCAAAUCGUAAACAACAUCCAGGGUUUAUUGUGCAAAAGGUGUAUGAUACAGUUGAGAGAAAACUCUGGAAGCUGACUGAUAAGGACUACGAGGAUAGUAAACAGCAAGAAAUUGAUGAUCUUGUUCAAAAAACUCUAAAGCGUAUUGUUGAUCUGCCUGACCUUGAGACUGAAGAAGCCACUGCUGAUCAGGAAGAUCAACUGAAGAGUAAAAGAAGUUUUCGGAGAAGGAACAUUUCACCUCUGGAUGUUUCAAGAGAUGAAGAGGCAACUCCGAAGAGCGAACAACACCUUAAAUCAGAAACACCAGGAAGUUGUGUAGCUAAUACUUCAGAGCAUUAUCAAAUAUUAGCAAAUUUCAAGGCACUAACGGGAGAUUCCCAUCGUGAUAAAUGGUUGGAAAGGCUGCUUCAAAACAUUCAGUAUAUGUGUAACUCAGACGGUAGUACACAGAAGGAAGACAAAGCAAAGGACAACUCUGAUGCAGUUAACCAUAGAAGCAAUAACGGUAGUUCAGUAACAACAAAUGAUUGCCAAGACAAGGAUAAGAAGAGUUCUGAGUCUUUUGUUUGGCCAGAUGCUGCUGUUCCAGCCAUAGUUGCUCUGGAAAAAGCUUCACAUGAUGCCCUUGCCUUAGAUUAUCAGAAGUAUAACCAAAAGUUGCGGCAGUUGGUGUUUAAUCUCAAGAACCAUAGACUAGCUCGCCGUCUAUUGAAUGGAGAGUUGGAACCUUCAAAGAUUCUGAACAUGUCUCCUAAUGAACUGAAGGAGGGUUUGACUGCUGAUGAAAUAGCCAAGAAGGAGCCAGAUGAAUCACAGCACAUGCAGAUGACCGAUGCCCGCUGCUCGAGAUGCAUGGAAUGUAAGGUUGGAGUGAGGGAUAUUAUCCAUGCAGGGCAUGGAGACCGUUAUCAGCUGGAGUGUAUUGCUUGUGGUAAUUCCUGGUAUGCCUCCCGAGAUGCGGUAUCUUUGCUGACUAUAGAUGGAUCGGAUACUCCCAGAAGCGUAGGCACCGCACCGUGGGCCACUGCCAAAUUUGAGAAUGUUGAGAAGAAGCUGGUGAGUCCUCGUGAAUCUGAUAAGUCGGCUAAUGACAUCUUUAAGAAAACAAGUGAAGCAUACAUGCCUGUUUUGGAAACCCAGAAGUCGUUUGGGAAAUCGAGGAAAGAUGAGAGCACAUAACCUAUGAUUAGGAAACUGUUGUAGCCUGUUUAAUUAUUGUAAUAGGGUGCUCCUGUAUAGUUCAGUUCCUGUUUGAAUGUGUACAAGUUGGUCGUUGGUUUUGCCUAUAGUUCUAACCCCACAUAGAAGUUGCCUAGUACAGUCACAUGGGCACGAUACAGUUCAUGAGGUAGGUAAGCUAUUUUGAUAUGACUUUAUUGUGAUGGAUUUAGACCAAGAUUAACACAUCCUUCUAGAUUUGGUUGUCAACUUUUACGAGUUCUAAUUCUAAUAGAAUCUUUAAUUUUAAUUUAA
This is a messenger RNA of Prosopis cineraria, 2402 nucleotides long. RefSeq lists its product as uncharacterized. Lineage: Eukaryota; Viridiplantae; Streptophyta; Magnoliopsida; Fabales; Fabaceae. The coding region runs from base 294 to 2108 and encodes 604 amino acids. Gene Ontology annotation, molecular function: chromatin binding. The transcript has 8 exons. The record is from RefSeq and is a predicted model, not a curated record. Gene Ontology annotation, biological process: DNA-templated transcription.